This is a messenger RNA of Penicillium mononematosum, 2556 nucleotides long. It is a transcript of the gene xlnR, whose product is annotated as putative C6 transcription factor. The transcript has 5 exons. The coding region runs from base 1 to 2556 and encodes 851 amino acids. Gene Ontology annotation, biological process: DNA-templated transcription; regulation of DNA-templated transcription. Gene Ontology annotation, molecular function: DNA-binding transcription factor activity, RNA polymerase II-specific; DNA binding; zinc ion binding. The record is from RefSeq and is a predicted model, not a curated record. Lineage: Eukaryota; Fungi; Ascomycota; Eurotiomycetes; Eurotiales; Aspergillaceae.
AUGUCGAUGACCUCCCUCUCUUCCAAUUCUUACUCUCCCUUUCCGUCUCAAGCCGGACGAAUGACACAAUCUCAAACCCCCGGGCUGGACACGCUUGCUGAGGGGUCACAGUAUGCGCUCGAACAGCUCCAGCUAGCACGUGAAGCCGAUACUGCCGACAUCCCGACCGACCCCGGUCACUCUCUCGACUCGAAGACAUCGCAACAUUCUCAACAUCUUCUCUAUAAAGAACAAAAGGGUUCGAAUUCAGGUCUCAAGGAUCCGGAAUUGCGCAAUUCCCUUGCUGAGGCGCGCUCCGCUAUUCGCAAAAACUCAUCCGCAACCCCAGCUCGUCGGAGAAUUAGCCGGGCCUGCGACCAAUGUAACCAAUUGCGUACCAAGUGUGAUGGACAUAAUCCCUGUGCGCAUUGUGUUGAGUUCGGACUCAGCUGUGAGUACGCCCGCGAGCGUAAGAAGCGUGGGAAAGCAUCGAAAAAGGAUAUAGCCGCUACUGGAAUUACCGACAGUGAUAUGGGUGGCAGCGAAAACACAGCGCAUGCCAAAGGACGACCCUCAAACGGACAAUCUUUGCGCGAAUCGAACGAACAUUACGAUCGCGCCUUUGACGCAGCGCGGACUCUAACCGAACGCGCACAAUCUCGGUCGCAUAAUGCAGAGGUGGCCGGCUUAUCUGCCAUGCGGCAAAAUCAGGCGCCUGUACAAGCACCUUCUCAGCAGCAGAUGAGUUCCAGCAUCGCGGGCAUCUCAUUCAAUAAUUACGCAGCGCUCCAAGAACCCCACCGACCCUCGAUGUCCGUGCCGGAUAUGCGCUCUAUACAAAUGAUGCAGAACUCGAAUGGGAACCCUCGAUCGCCGGGUUCAAUGCUCCAUCCUCAAGGGUUCGGUUCAGGGUAUAAUGAUGGCGCAUACCCUUUGAUGAAUGCGCAAGACCCGAAUCCGAGUUCCAUGAACCACUUCCGUAUUGGAAACACGACGGAGAAUCCAUCGACUUCUUUUAUGGGAUUCUCUCCUCCAGCGCAGUCACCUAGCUGGUUACCACUCCCUUCCCCAUCACCCGCAAACUUCCCUUCCUUCAGCAUGCCUCCUUUCUCCAGCUCAUUAAGAUACCCGGUCUUGCAACCAGUUCUUUCGCACAUCAUAUCCAUAAUCCCUCAAUCUCUCGCCUGCGAUCUCCUUGACGUCUAUUUCACCAGCUCAUCGUCCUCGCAUCUUUCUCCGUCAUCACCAUAUGUGGUUGGAUAUGUCUUCCGCAAGCAAUCUUUCCUACACCCCACAAAGCCGCGAGCGUGCACCCCUGGGCUUCUCGCCAGCAUGCUGUGGGUCGGGGCUCAAACGAGCGAGGCUGCGUUUUUGACAUCACCCCCCUUCAGCUCGAGGCCGACGACUGUCGUCUCUGCCAGCGAAUAUAAGGCCGCAAACGGCGAAAUGGAGGGCGAAGGGGACAUGGAUGUGAAUGGCAAUAAGAGGCAGCCGUCCUCUUUACUGGGCCACGGCCCAGGCAACUCUGCGAUCAAUCUCACAGAGGAAGAACGUGAGGAGCGCCGGCGGAUUUGGUGGCUAUUAUAUGCGACAGAUCGCCAUCUGGCGCUUUGUUACAAUCGACCCUUGACGUUGUUGGAUAAAGAGUGCGAGGGAUUGUUACAGCCGAUGAACGAUGAUAUUUGGCAGGCGGGCGAUUUUUCAUCUGUCAACUACCGCCGUGCCGGCCCAUCCUCUGAAUGCACUGGCCAUAGCAUGUUUGGAUAUUUCUUACCCCUGAUGUCAAUACUGGGUGAGAUUGUGGACCUACAACAUGCCCGCAAUCACCCGCGCUUCGGUCUCCAUUUCCGCAACAGCGGUGAGUGGGAAAGUCAGGCCAUGGAAAUCCGCCGUCAGCUCGAUGUCUACGCCCAGAGCCUGAAAGAAUUCGAGGCUCGAUAUACCAGCUCUAUCGCCCUCGGAACCGGCGACGCUGACACAGCCAUGGAAGGUUCCAACAUCAACCACGUCAGCCCGUCUGGUCGGUCUAGUAGCACGGUAGGAUCGCAUGUCAGCGAGUCCAUCGUGCACACGAGGAUGGUGGUUGCCUAUGGCACCCAUAUUAUGCAUGUACUCCACGUUCUGCUGGCUGGGAAGUGGGACCCGAUCAACUUGCUCGACGAUAACGAUCUCUGGAUCUCUUCUGAGUCGUUUAUCACUGCCAUGGGCCAUGCAGUCAGUUCGGCUGAGGCGGCCUCGGACAUUUUGGAAUACGACCCUGAUCUAAGCUUCAUGCCCUUCUUCUUUGGCAUAUAUCUUUUGCAAGGUAGCUUCUUGCUACUCUUGACUGCGGAUAAAUUGCAAGGAGAUGCCAGCCCUAGUGUUGUUCGGGCCUGUGAAACGAUCGUGCGAGCGCAUGAGGCCUGCGUCGUGACUUUGAACACUGAAUAUCAGCGAACAUUCCGAAAGGUGAUGCGCUCGGCGCUGGCUCAAGUCCGCGGCCGUGUACCGGAAGACUUCGGCGAGCAGCAGUCACGCAGGCGCGAGGUGCUAGGCCUUUACCGCUGGAGCGGCGACGGCAGCGGCCUCGCGCUUUAG